GAGGCGGGGCCCUUUGUGGGAAGAUCUUGGGGCGCGCCCCUCCCCUCGGCCCGCGGCUGCCCCCACCCCCCUGCCGAGUACACCCGGAGCCCCGCAAGUGCCCGGGGAAACCGAGCAGCGGGGCGCCCUGGGACUUGGUUCAUGGGGGCCGCGCCCCAGGGGCCAGGCUCCACACCCCUUUUAGGGUGGGGGAUGUGAGCGGAGCGGCUGGCGUCCGGGGGACAGCUCCGCUGCCACGACAGGGAGACUAGGGAAGCCUGUUUGACUUUCGGAACUAAAGCUCAGCUGCAAGGUACCCAGAUCCAUCUCUGUGUUGCAGCCCUGUGCACUGGGUGGCCUGAGAGGCGGAGGCGGACUGCAUGGUCAGCGCUGUGUGAGCUCUCAGCGUUCUGUGGAAGACAGCAUGGGCUGAACUGGAACUGACCUGAAUGUCAGCAAAAGGAGUCGCUCAGCAUGCUGUGCCCACGCCGCGCUCAGGUGCACUGACCAUGAGCCCCAACUCCUCCCUCGGCCACAGGAAGGAGCUGAGCAACCUUACUGCCGAGGAGGCUGGGGACGGGGGCGUCGUCACGGAGUUCGUCGCCAUCAUCAUCAUCACCGUGUUUGUCUGCCUGGGCAACCUGGUCAUUGUGGUCACCUUGUACAAGAAGUCCUACCUCCUGACCCUCAGCAAUAAGUUCGUCUUCAGCCUGACCCUGUCCAACUUCCUGCUGUCCGUGCUGGUGCUGCCCUUUGUAGCGACAAGCUCCAUCCGGAGGGAAUGGAUCUUCGGUGUGGUCUGGUGCCACUUCUCCGCCCUCCUGUACCUGCUCAUCAGCUCGGCCAGCAUGCUCACGCUCGGGGUCAUAGCCAUCGACCGCUACUACGCUGUCCUGUACCCCAUGGUGUACCCCAUGAAGAUCACGGGGAACCGGGCCGUGAUGGCGCUGGUCUACGUCUGGCUGCACUCCCUCAUCGGCUGCCUGCCCCCGCUGUUCGGCUGGUCGUCGGUGGAGUUUGACGACUUCAAGUGGAUGUGCGUGGCUGCCUGGCACCGGGAGCCCGGCUACACGGCCUUCUGGCAGAUCUGGUGUGCCCUGUUCCCUUUCGUGGUCAUGCUGGUGUGCUAUGGCUUCAUCUUCCGCGUGGCCCGGGUCAAGGCCCGAAAGGUGCACUGUGGCACUGUGGUCAUCGUGGAGGAGGACGCGCAGAGGAGCGGGAGGAAGAACUCCAGCACUUCCACCUCGUCCUCAGGCAGCCGGAGGAACACCUUUCAGGGCGUGGUCUACUCAGCCAACCAGUGCAAGGCCCUCAUCACCAUCCUGGUGGUCCUCGGCGCCUUCUUGGUCACCUGGGGCCCGUACAUGGUGGUCAUCACCUCCGAGGCACUCUGGGGGAAGAACUAUGUCUCCCCAACCCUGGAGACCUGGGCCACAUGGCUGUCUUUCACCAGUGCUGUCUGCCACCCCCUGAUUUAUGGCCUCUGGAACAAGACGGUCCGCAAGGAGCUCCUGGGCAUGUGCUUUGGGGACCGGUAUUAUCGGGAGCCAUUUGUUCAGCGACAGAGGACGUCCCGGCUCUUCAGCAUUUCCAACAGGAUCACAGAUCUGGGCCUGUCCCCACACCUCACAGCACUCAUGGCUGGCGGACAGCCCCUCGGGCACAGCAGUAGCACUGGGGACACCGGCUUCAGCUGUUCACAGGACUCAGGAACGGACGUGAUGCUGCUGGAGGAUUGGACCUCAGAGGACAACGCCCCCUCCCACUGCACAUGCCCGCCCAAGAGGAGGAGCUCGGUAACAUUUGAGGACGAAGUGGAGCAAAUCAAAGAAGCUGCCAGGAACUCUGUUCUCCAUGUGAAAGCUGAAGUGCACAAGUCCUUGGACAGCUACGCAGCCAGCUUGGCCAAAGCCAUCGAGGCAGAAGCCAAAAUCAACUUAUUUGGGGAGGAGGCUUUGCCAGGGGUCCUGUUCACAGCACGAACCGUUCCCGGGGCUGGCUUCGGGGGCCGCCGAGGCAGCCGAACUCUUGCAAGUCAGAGGCUGCAGCUGCAGAGCAUCGCGGAAGGGAACGUAUUAGCUGCGGAGCAGCGAUGAGGCGCCCGGGGUGGCUGGGCUGGAGCCGGAGAUGCUCCCGUGGAGGGCUCCCACCACCUCGGUGCUGGACUUGGGACACAGGAGAGGAAACAUCUGUGUACAGCCACCAGGGCGAAUAGAACAUCUCCAGUCUGUGACUCGGGGGUCCGCAUGUCAGGCUCACACAGACAGCAGAUGGAGGUGUGGCUGACUCGGGAAGGCGGGACGUCCAGGAGGACCAGCGGCCCUGCGCUUGGAAGGGAACCACCACACAGAUUGUUUACUCUCCUCACACCCUCUGGUCUGGGAGCCCAGAGUGUACCGCCCAGAGGCCGCCUAGGGGAACCCUUCCCAGUGCACCUGAACAUGGCACUAUGGUUCUAAACCCUGCAGGCUUCACCCACCGGGUGACAGAUGAGGGGUCCCAGACUGAGCACGAGCACCUAGGAACAGAGCGCCCGCCUGAUGCACUUCCUACACACGCUCUCCAGCGGCGCCCCCUGCUGGUGCCAGUGGGCACAACCUGUAGGCUGCUGGGGAUGGGUCAACCCCACCCACCUUCCAGUGGACGGAUUCUUUGGUAUUUCACAAGGGAGAAACCACUAUAAAAGACAGAGGGGGCGGCACCCGGUGUUUCAUUUCCAGAAUUAGACAUUUGGUUAGGACACUUCACAGUCUUAUCAAGACUGACCAUGGCUGUGGGGCCAAGUGCACCAGAGCCCCGCUGCUGCUGCUGUUGAAGGGAAUGCCUUCACAUAGGGGAGCCUCAGUAUGGGUUCUGUGGGGAGUGCUUGAGUGGCCAGUGCACGUCGCUGGCCUCAGUUCCACAGGGCCUGGCCCUAGCAGCGAGUUACCUAGCAUAAGACAAAGCGGUGGAGCUGCAGUUAGCAAGCUGGGUUCUUGACUCAGCUCCGUCUUUGUGCGUGUCGUUGGGGGCAUUCUGUCACCUCUGCAGGCCAUUUGUGAAAGGAGAAAAGGAAGUGAGGUGCUAGGCUGAAUGGUCUGAGAUGAUUUCCAGCUCUCAUCGUCUUUGUCCUCUGAACUUGUAAAUGAGAGUGGAUCAGUGUUUGUCUCCUUUCGACAGCUCCCAGUGGACCCUUGUCCCUGUUUCGUGGCCUUCUGGAGCACAGUCCUAGUGGAGUGUGGACCACAAAGAUGUGGAAGAGAAGAAAGAGUGCGCCACCUCGAGGUGGGGUCAGGACAGCAGGUGUAGGAUACAUGGCCCGGCUGCUCUCCUCUCCCCUUGGAGCUGGAACAGCAGCUGAAGUUUGGGCUUGGAGUAGCGGCUGCCCUGAAUUGGGAAGUCACUGAAUCCCCUUCCCGCGCCACCCUUCAGCCUGAGCGAUCAAGUGAACUAAGACAGCCGAGGGUAGACUCCAAGGGCAGCUCAUUCUGUCCGCUAGUAGGCAGCUAUUCCAGCAAGGGAACUAUCCUCGAAGCAUUUGUCUGGGGUCUCACUGGCUCCUGGUGAGGCAGAAGCCAGAGGCUUGCUCAUCCCGGUCUGCAGUGUAUCUCAACAGCUACUGCUGUUGGUCAGCUGUAUGCUGCGGACCGGCCUGGGUUCGGGGGAGCAGGAGGAACCUGUGGCUUCUGCUGACAUGUGCAGGACAAGCAGACACCGCUGUCACUGCUGGGUAGCAUCUUGUUGCUGAGGGCAGGGUAUGUUUUUGGUUUAUGUACUCCAUAUAGUUUUUUUCUAGCACUUGUCCAGUUUCUGAAGGGACUGUAUUCCCGGUUAAUUAGUAUGUACAAAGGUGGAACAGGGCAGAGACCUUUACCUUUGCAUGAGGUCUGUGGUCCGGAGAUUCUGAGUGUACUAAACUGCCUGGGCCUCGAAGAGGUGGAGAACGCUUCCCUGACUGCUGUAGGCUGGGCUCUAGAGAAACAGUCCUGAGGCUCCAACACCCACUGGCUGCCUCUAGACUAGUAAGUCAAAUAGGAUCGAAUCUAAACAAAGAUAUGCUGCAUUUCACAAAAGGAUUCACUGUUCAGCCUUUUUAUGCAAUGCCCCCCCCCCCCUUUUUUUAAAAGGCAGUGUUUUGCUAUGUGGUUUGGGCUGGGCUUGAACACACCUGGUAGCCCAGGCUGUCCUCCAACUUGGAGUGAUCCUCCUGGCUCAACCUGAGGCCCAUGCAUUUGUGCAGCUGCCGGGCAGUGCAGCCUGCUGUGUGCAUUGCACCGAGCCAGGCGCUGGGGGCAGAAACACUAUUUUCUUUUGGUUAAGGGAAAGAGACCCGGGAGGCGCUGAUUCCUGUAAGGCGGUUAAGUAGUGCUUGUGGAAAGCACGAUGGCUCCAGAGGACGGUAUGUAUUUCCCGUGAAGCAGGUGACAGUUUGCACUAAGCCUCGGAGGAUGUUUGGGAGGUAGGACCGUAUUCGGCGAGGUCAGGAGUCGGAUUUGCCCAGUUGAGCUGGAGGGGAGGGCGUGUUGGGGGAGGGGAAGAGCGGAUCCCCACACAUCCCGGCCUUCCUGGGGCGCGGUGGGCCCCCUGCCUUCGCUGCGAAGCUCAGAACCCCACACAGUCCCAGGCUCAUCCGCUGUAAACCGCGGGGCAGUGGGGGCCUCCGGCCUUCCCAGAGGGAGCCGGGCAGUGGCAAGGGGGACAUUUGGCCACUUACUUGCUUACAUACCUCAGCCCUGUGACUUCUGGUUUGACAGGACCGCCUUGAGGCGGUUGCCCAUUUCUGCUUUUCUCACCGAGAUUGCCACUCAGUCUGUCCCGGCUCCACGUGCCAGGUGUGGGGCCGCCAGGAGGCGCACACAGGGCCGCACUCCGGGACGAGCUCCGGCCUCGGACAUGAGGUGGCAGCCUCGAGGCUGUGCGGAGCUGAGGGCACCUCCAGCCGCUGGUGGGCCCGGGCUCUCGCUGGGACGUCUUCAUUAGUGACUCAUCCUUGGCAUUGGCAACCGAGGGCCACUCAGGCAGCGUGCUUGCGUGUGACCCCGCCUGAUUCUCAGGUCCUGCCUCUCCUCGGAAGCGCGCCACGGCUCCUGGAGCUGCGGGCGUGUGGCGCGGGAGGGGCCCGGGGUGCCGUGGGUUUUCUUUUUCAUUUGCAGAGCUGCUGUGUUGCCUUUGUAAAGAAUUGACCGACCAGGGACACUCCUUCAGUAUUUGCAAUAGGCCACAGCAGUCUGGGUCAAGAAAAGGAGGGAGGUACAGUGCUUUGAUAGAGAAAGAGGUCGGGUUAGUUUCCGCGAAGCCAACCAAGAGCACUGUUCAUUUCGACGGCGCGCUGAGAGCAGACCACUGCAGGUGAGGGACUUAUCCCUGGACUGGCCACAAGACACUCAUGACGGGUGUUCAGCCUCGAGCCGUCUGUCUCCUGUCCCGAUGUGACAGUGAGCGCGGAGUGGCUGUUAAGUGUCUGCUGUGGGCCAGCCUGGUGACACCGAGAGCCCUUGUGGGAGGCACUGUGAGGACCUCUUGCUCCACGCUGUCUGCUUUGGCGCCGUUGGGAUACAGAGGAAUGGUGCAGGCUCAGCUCUUACGUUGCGUUGAGCUCCCUGAUUGGCUGAGUGUUCUUGGGCAAGUUACUCAUGUUUCUGCAUCUGUAACAUGGAGUUUUGUAACCUUUUAUGUGGAGACGCAGAGGAUCCAGACGCCUCCCUUUACACAGGGUGGUCGUGUGGAUCCCGGGAGGAAGUACUUGUAAAUCGUCCGGCACAUACCUGUGUGUAGGCAGAGCUGAGCUUGUAGCUUUUGUUCUCAGUAACUGUGAGGGGGCUGAAUUAUUCUUGUUCGAGAGAUGACUAUAACACGAAGUGAGAAUCUUGAAAAGGUAACUGUUAUCCUAGAUUGGAGGUGUUGACUGCUGUUGCCACGGGACUUGUCAUUUGCUGUGCGAGCAAAAAGACUUGCAGCAAAGAAUGAUGGUGAGGCGGGGAAAGGCAGUGUGGAGAGGAACGGCUCAGUAGCAUCUGGAACACUCGAGGUCUGAGGGACCAAAAUGAACUUGUUAUGAAUAUUUUGCCCAUGUGCCAAUGCCCUAUUUGCACAAAGUAUUCCAAAGCUGCCCUGAUUGUCUGUUAAAGAUGGUUUGCAGUCCCAAAUCGCAGCACAGAAUCCAUGACCUUUACAAGGGACCUUGUCCCUGAGCAGUGCCCUCAGGUGCUGAGGGAAGACGGAGGCAGGGGGAGGUGUCCAUGCUGUCACCAUGGUGUGUGCAGCACCCUGAGGAAGCCUGUGGUAGAGGAAGGGGAAGUCAGUCUACACCCGAGGCACACGGAAAUGGCUGUGACGAGCCCUAAGUGACUUCGAGAAGGGGCAGACUGGUACCGUCACCAUCCUAGCAAGGAGGGGAGGGGACAGAGUCCUGGGAGGAUGAUGUUAACGGAGAGCUCAAAGUGAGUUAUGCCAAUCAGAGCCAAACUCCAGGUCGUGGCCACAGGGCUGACUGAGGGAAGGAAGGAGCAGCUUUGUAGCUCAAGGAUGAGGAGGGAUGGUUAAGUCCGCACUGUCAACAAGGCCAGCUGUUAGCUAGGCAGGAUGAAAAGGAACCACUGUCAUCCACGGAGCUUGUUCUACUGGCCAGGCCUAAGAAAACAAGAGAUUGUGAAGGUCCAACUCAAGUGGACCUGUUGGGAAGAAUUCGAAGCACAAACCCAACUCUGCACGAUUACCAAGAGCACAUUUUUGGUCAGUGUUGUUUUUAGGAGAACAUAACACACAAAGCUGUGUUCAUUUUCCUCAGCAGUAUUAGGAAUUAGUAGACACUUGUGUUUUUCCUUUUGACUACCGUUUUGAAACACUACAAAUUACAGGGAAGUCAGCCCCUCCCGGAAGAGAGACAGGCCCGUGCAGGCAACACACCAAGUGUGGCAGAAAGCCUGUGUGCACAGAAGUGGGCCUGUCAGCCAGGGCUGUGCACACGGCUGAAGGACAGCCGUGUGUUCUGGUAACGGACACUGCAUGCACAAGUGGCUUAGGACCAAACUGUCAACCAACAUGAUCCAAGCUAGUCCUGAAAUAUAUUUAACUUGAAGUUUUUGGAUGAUUUUUUAAAAAUAAUGUUUUGGGUUAUUAUAAAUCAGUAUUUAUAAACCAGUAAAAGUGUAUUUAGAAUAGUUUUGUUUAUAUGAUUAA
Molecule: messenger RNA, 7137 nt
Organism: Chinchilla lanigera (long-tailed chinchilla)
Lineage: Eukaryota; Metazoa; Chordata; Mammalia; Rodentia; Chinchillidae
Gene: Gpr161
Product: G protein-coupled receptor 161
Exons: 7
Coding region: 429-2075 (548 amino acids)
Biological process (GO): G protein-coupled receptor signaling pathway
Cellular component (GO): recycling endosome; membrane
Molecular function (GO): G protein-coupled receptor activity
Source: RefSeq, a predicted model, not a curated record